Messenger RNA from Orycteropus afer afer, 1524 nucleotides. Its product is annotated as b(0,+)-type amino acid transporter 1-like. Gene Ontology annotation, molecular function: L-amino acid transmembrane transporter activity. NCBI's taxonomy places the organism in Eukaryota, Metazoa, Chordata, Mammalia, Tubulidentata, Orycteropodidae. Gene Ontology annotation, biological process: amino acid transmembrane transport. The record is from RefSeq and is a predicted model, not a curated record. Gene Ontology annotation, cellular component: membrane.
AUGGAGAGAAGAAAGGAAAGAGAUGGCAGUGAGAGGGUGGCAGAGCAAGAGCCAGGCAGUGGGACACAGGGACUGAGACUAAGGAGGGAGCUUGGCCUGCGGAGUGCUGUGUCCUUGAUUGCUGGCUGUAUGAUUGGCUCUGGCAUCUUCAUGUCACCAGAGGGGGUAUUGGUCUACAAGGGAAGUCCUGGGGCUAGUCUUGUGGUUUGGGCCAUCUGUGGUCUCCUGGUCAUGCUGGGUGUCUUGUGCUAUGCUGAGCUGGGUGCUCUGGUCCCUGAAUCUGGAGGGGAAUAUACCUACAUCCUGCAAAUAUUUGGCUCCUUGCCAGUCUUUCUGGCCAUCUAUACAUUUGUGCUGGUUGGCAGACCAGCUGCCAUUGCUGCUGUCUUUCUGAGCUUUGCUGAGUAUGCUGUGGCCUCCUUUUACCUGAGCUGUUCCUCACUGUCCCAGGUAGUGGUUAAAGGAGUGGCUGCCACCAGUAUCCUGUUGCUGUUGCUGGUCAACUGUUGGAGCUCAUGGCUGACCAUCAUGCUGAUGAACAUGUGCACAGUGGCCAAAGUGUUCUCUUUGUUGGUCAUUGUGGGGGGUAGGGCUGUGGUGCUGGGCCAGGACUGUGGCCGCACAAAAGCCCUUCUGCACACCUUCCACAACACAAUGCAGCAGGUGGGGUGCAUUGACAUAGCCUUCUACCAGGGCCUGUGGUCCUUUGAUGGCUGGAAUAGCCUCAAUUACAUGAUAGAGGAGCUCAGGAAUCCACACCAGAACUUAGUGUGAGCACAGAUAAUCUCCAUCCCCCUGGUCACCAGCCUAUACAUCCUGGUCAAUAUUAGUUAUCUGCUAGUGUUGUCAGACAAUGAGAUCUCUUCUGAUGUGAUAGCUGUAAGCUGGGGGAACCAUGUUCUGGGGGCCUGGGCCUGGCUUGUGCCUAUGGCUGUCAUGCUGUUGACAUUUGGUUCUGCAAAUGGGACGUUUUUCAGUGGAACUGUGUGGUAUGUGGCUCGAAGAGAGGACCAUAUGCCCUGACUUCUGUCCAUGGUUCAUGUGCAUCUCCUCACACCAGCCCCAGCGCUGAUAUUCAUUGCUGCAGUGACUUUGGUCCUGAUCGUCCCAGGAAAUUUCAGCACCAUUAUGAACUUCUUGAGCCUCAUAGCCUGGCUCACCUAUGGAACCACCAUUAGUUGCCUCCUAUACUUGAGAAUGAAAGAGAAGAAUCUUCCCAGACCUUACAAGGUUCCCACCUUCAUCUCUGUUAUCAUGCUCCUGGCUUCUGUCUAUCUGGUGCUGGCACCCAUCAUCAACCAUCCUCAGAUGGAGUUCCUUUAUAUCUUCCUGUUUCUGCUCAGUGGCUUCCUGGUGUAUUUCCUAUUUAUCUAUUUCCAGUACCAGCCCAAGUGUUUAAAGAUGGCUACCCUGCAUCUUCAGCUGAUCAUGGAAGUUGUCCAACCACUAAAAAUGUUGACUGAAAGACUGGACAGGUUCUGCAAAUGCCAGAACCUUGGUUCUUCCUUGGUUCAUUAUGCAUAA